UGCCGUCAGAACGGCCUUUUAAACACAGGAGGAGCUUCGCUGAAAGAUGUGCAGAAGUUCAUCAGAUCCGCGAGCAACAUCCCAAUAAAAUCCCUGUCAUCAUCGAGCGAUAUAAGGGAGAAAAAAACAGCUUCCCGUGUUGGACAAAACCAAAUUCUUGGUCCCGGAUCAUGUAAAUAUGAGCGAGCUGGUGAAAAUCAUCAGACGUCGACUGCAGCUGAACCCAACCCAAGCUUUCUUCCUGUUGGUGAACCAAAGGAGCAUGGUUAGUGUCUCCACCGCCAUCUUGGACAUCUAUGAACAGGAGAAGGAUGAGGAUGGCUUCCUCUACAUGGUGUAUGCAUCCCAGGAAACCUUCGGCUAA
Molecule: messenger RNA, 364 nt
Organism: Staurois parvus
Lineage: Eukaryota; Metazoa; Chordata; Amphibia; Anura; Ranidae
Source: the annotation of a GenBank genome assembly